Messenger RNA from Cylicocyclus nassatus, 675 nucleotides. NCBI's taxonomy places the organism in Eukaryota, Metazoa, Nematoda, Chromadorea, Rhabditida, Strongylidae. The record is from the annotation of a GenBank genome assembly.
AUGGGACAGACCUCAACAUCAAGAACCGCUGAACACAAUGCCGACAAGGAUUUGCGAGCUACAAUUUUGUCCACUUUCGCUGAAAACGGUAUUCCGACUGACAUGGCUGCUUUGAAAUACGAAUACAAAGCUCCAAAAAUUCUGCUUGCCAACGGAUCGCGAUGCGAGAGACCCGGUACAUACGUUGUCUACCAUGGAGCUGUUGCUUACAAAUGUGUAGAAGACGAAGUUGUGGCAAGACGCGGAAAACGACGCGUUAACUUUGAACUGCUUGCCGCAGGUGAUCCGACUGGCAUUACGGACCUAUCGACAAGUACAACAGAAUCGACUGACACUGCGACAAUUAGUACAGCUAAUGCAGAUGGAUCUUCAUCAACGUGGACAACUGCCACAAAUGCAGGAAUCACGACUACAAAUGAAGAAGGAUCUACUCCUGACAAUGUCGAUACGACAACUGUACCUGGUAAGGUCACAGAUGGACCUGCUCCACCAACAGACGCACCUAUGAUCCCUGGUGUGCGAUCAGAACAAUAUGAAAUCAGUGGAGAAGUGACUGUUGAGACGCAAAUGGCAAUAUAUGAAAGUCAAUGGGCAACGCUAGCUGAGAAGAUUCAAGAAAAAUUGGAAGGACGUCACGUGUUAUUUAUCGAAGACAUUAUCGUGACACUACUAUAA